CUGCAGGAACAGAAACAGAUAAUGCUGAAGCUAGUAAUAGCCCUCGUUCUCCCAACACUCGCCUACUCAGCAGUUCAGUGCUACGUUGGUCAGAAGCUCUUCUCCUAUGAAUCCACAAAUGCAAUUUGUGCCAAGUUCAUCCCAUACACGUGUGCCGUUCAAUGCGAGUGGCGUAAGCAAUGCAGUGAACACACGUCAUUCAGCGCAUUCCGCGGACGUCGCACUUUCGUUUCUGGCCUUCUUCUCAAUUCGAAAUCCUUGAUGGUUUUGUGUUGCGCUUCAUUGGCUACUCGAGUGGAGACAGACAGCACCGGUCGUGAGAAGUGUAUCUGGAGAGACCCGGAAUCCAUCUCAGUCCUUGGUCCAUCCAUCAGAACCAAUCCAGUAUUGGCACCAAACCACUACAUUCGUGACGUGAAAAUGGAGAGAGAUGGAAGCUCCCGUGUUGAUGUGACCAUUGAAGUCUGCCAAUAUCAAUCCGAAAGAGACCAUUGCAAGAUUGAUGAGAUGAGCGAAUUCGAGAAGAAGCGGUUCAACGUUAUCAAGGGAAAGCUUGAUAAGGCUAAUGCGACUGGCGCCACGACGACGGAAGCGCCAACGGAGGUCAAGAACGAGGACGAUUUUCUGAACAAAAAGCUCCGCAACUAA
This is a messenger RNA of Caenorhabditis briggsae, 648 nucleotides long. The annotation marks the transcript as partial. NCBI's taxonomy places the organism in Eukaryota, Metazoa, Nematoda, Chromadorea, Rhabditida, Rhabditidae. The record is from RefSeq and is a predicted model, not a curated record. The transcript has 5 exons.